Messenger RNA from Anopheles coustani, 1488 nucleotides. Its product is annotated as lactase-like protein. The coding region runs from base 220 to 1488 and encodes 422 amino acids. The record is from RefSeq and is a predicted model, not a curated record. Lineage: Eukaryota; Metazoa; Arthropoda; Insecta; Diptera; Culicidae. Gene Ontology annotation, biological process: carbohydrate metabolic process. The transcript is spliced from 4 exons. Gene Ontology annotation, molecular function: beta-glucosidase activity.
CUAUUUUUUUCUGCCGUUUACGGCCAGCGGCGGUUUGCAGAUGAUUUCAAAUUUGGCGUAGGAACUUCCUCGUAUCAGAUUGAGGGAGGUUGGAAUGAAGAUGGCAAAGGAGAGUCCAUUUGGGAUCGGCUAACCCAUGAACACCCGGAGAAGAUUGUAGACCUCAGCAAUGGUGAUGUUGCCGCCGAUAGCUAUCAUUUGUGGAAGCGUGAUGUAGAAAUGGUAAAGGAGCUCGGUGUGGAUAUCUAUCGAUUCUCGAUCGCCUGGUCGCGCAUCAUGCCGACAGGAUUCAGUAACGAAGUGAACGAACACGGAAUCGCCUAUUACAGCAAUCUGAUCGAUGAGCUGUUGAAGAAUGGUAUCACGCCCAUGGUGACGCUGUACCAUUGGGAUCUUCCUCAGCGACUGCAGGAGAUGGGUGGCUGGACGAACGAACUAAUCAUCGAUCUCUUCGUCGAGUAUGCCCGGGUGCUGUACGAGCGCUAUGGCGAUCGUGUGAAGAUCUGGACGACGUUCAACGAACCGUGGCAAACGUGCGAGAACUCGUACAGCAAUGACGCUAUGUCUCCGGGCUACAUCUUCCCAGGCAUUCCGGCAUACCUUUGUGCACACAACUUGCUCAAGUCGCACGCCGAAGCGGUACAUCUCUACUGGGACGAGUUUAAGCCGGUGCAGCAGGGUUCGAUCGGAAUAACGCUGGACUCUAGUUGGUGUGAGCCGGCGUCCGACUCCCUGGAAGAUCGUCAAGCAGCGGAACGUUCGUUGCGCUUCAAUCUCGGUUGGUUUGCUAAUCCCAUCUUUUCCGCAACGGGUGAUUACCCGCUGGAGAUGCGGGAAACUAUUGCGAGGUUAAGUGCCGCCCAAGGAUUUCCUGAGUCCCGACUGCCCAGCUUCACGCCGGAAGAGAUCGCACGUAUCCGCGGGACGUCCGAGUACUUCGGUCUGAACACCUACGGCAGCUCAAUGGUUAAGGCCAACGACGGUCCGUACGAUCCAGCUGCUGGACCGUCCCAUGAGCACGACACCAACGUGAUCGGUUACGCCGAUCCGAGCUGGGAACAGUCGGCCUCCACUUGGUUGAACAUCGUCCCCUGGGGGAUGCGUAAGCUGCUGAACUGGAUCCGCGAGGAGUACAACAACCCUCCACUGUGGAUUACCGAGAACGGUGUCAGUGAUUUCGGUGGCACGAUGGAUGACAUGAGGAUCGACUAUCUGAACGACUACCUGGAUGCCGUGCUCGAUGCCAUCGACGAUGGGUGUGACGUGAAGGGAUACAUCGCUUGGUCCUUGAUGGAUAACUUCGAGUGGCGUGCCGGAUAUGUUGAAAAAUUCGGUUUCUACUACGUGGAUUUUGAGAGCACCGAAAAGACGCGAUACCCCAAAGCGUCUUCUAAGGUUCUGACAAAUAUUGUUAAAACACGCCAGAUUGAUGUUAAUUACCGACCACAGCCGGACGUUCUGAUACCUCCACCGCAAGGAAGGCAUUAG